Oryzias latipes (Japanese medaka) is the source of this 2302-nucleotide messenger RNA. It is a transcript of the gene id4, whose product is annotated as inhibitor of DNA binding 4. The record is from RefSeq and is a predicted model, not a curated record. Gene Ontology annotation, molecular function: protein dimerization activity; transcription regulator activity. NCBI's taxonomy places the organism in Eukaryota, Metazoa, Chordata, Actinopteri, Beloniformes, Adrianichthyidae. Gene Ontology annotation, biological process: cell differentiation; negative regulation of transcription by RNA polymerase II; circadian regulation of gene expression. Gene Ontology annotation, cellular component: nucleus; cytoplasm.
AUCUAUGAAAUCAAUUCAUUCUGUUCACACCAAGCCUGCUGUAGGAGGAGGAAGAGCGCAGCUCCACGGAAUGUGUUGACGCGCCAGAAUCCCCACUUUUGCCUUUUCUCGUCGAUUCGCGGCGUCUUUGUUGCUUCCAUCGCCGCAGCGCAGACUCAACAGUCCCUGUUGGCCGUAUUUACAUUCGCUUUUGUCUUCUCUCGCGUCUCCGUGAGCUGUUGGUGAUCUAAGAUGAAGGCUGUUUCUCCAGUCCGCCCCCAGGACCCCUCCUCCAGCAGCAGCCAGCUCUCGCUGCACUAUCUGUCAAAGCAGAGCCUGAACAUCGCCCGGUGCAGGAUGGAGGAGGAGGACCUGUUCUGCCUGCAGUACGACAUGAAUGACUGCUACAGCCGACUGAAGCGCUUGGUGCCCACCAUCCCGCAGGAUAAGAAAGUCAGCAAAGUGGAAAUCCUCCAGCAUGUCAUAGACUACAUCCUGGACCUGCAGCUGGCCCUGGAGACGCACCCUGCUCUUCAUAUACAACAGCGGCUCGGAACAUGCCCUCCUGCAGCCUCCAAUCCCAACAGGACCCCGCUGACGGUGCUCAAUGUCGACCACCAGAGGACAUCAGUAGUCAAAAAACCAGAAGACUCAGUUUUAUGCCGUUGAGAUGUGGGAACUGCACUGGUCAACACUUUGGACCGCGGCCUGCUUCCUAACUGCUCAUCAGAUCAGGGGAACAGAGAGAAACUGCAGAGGAAGCCAUCUCUGUGCAACAUAGUGACUGUCAAAGCAACCAGCAAAGGAAGCAGCGACAAGCCAGUUAUAGUAGACAUACAAGCAAGUCUAUUUUGUGUCGAUGCAGCAAAAGACUCCUUUUAAACACACUAAAGCUGAUAGAACAAGUUUAAUUAUAUUAUCUGUGAAUCACCUCAGAAGCUGAUUAUUUUUCUUAUUUCAUUCAUUUUACAAUUUACAAAUGGAUUCUGUUUAUGUUAAAGGUAAACUUGAAAAUGGAGAACCUAAAAAUUUUGGUGUAAUGACAAAUUAAUGUGUAACAUUUGGACGGAGGAUGUGGGGGAAAAUGUAUUCACCUUACAGCAGCAUGCAGUGUUAGUUGUUUCAUUUAGGAGUACCACAGGGGUCACUGUUGGACAUCUUUUGAUCAUGUCAGAGAAGAAGGGGAGGGCUUUAGGGCAAGAGGGUGACAUGGGGGGAGGGGGUGCCGAGAGCAAGAAACAGAAACAGUGAAAUGAUUCAUCAAAACAAUUAUGAAGAACCAAUGUGUGAUUUGACAUCCACUGGUACGGUGUGUGGCAUCCUGAAAUAUGCUGUUGAAUUACUAAACGACGGCGACCCCCCCGCUAUGCAGACCCAGCAGCCACUUCCCCCACAUCCACAUCCACCCCAAGAAUAAUUAAACCAGACUCAGGUACCGCUGGGGAACCGGUCAUCCAGUGGGGAAAAAACUUAAAUCUGGCUUUGUUAUUGAUAAUAUACUCAUGUGAUGAAUUUGAUUAUUUAUGCAAUUUGAUGAAACCAGAAAAAAAAAAUACUAUAAAACUCACACAAAAUAAAUUGUAUCUGACUGGAAAAUGCAGUAACACAUGUCUAGAAUACUAAAAAGAAUACAUUUGAUAUUAGGUAGCAAAAAGCAAAUUAAUAAUCGCAACACAUCAUUUAUCAUCAUGUGGUCAAACACUUUUCUGCGUGGUCUACAGAUGUUUGAUGAAAAAUUACAGUUGCUUUCAUCCAUAAAUUAUUUUUUACAGAAAAAUAACAACAUUUUCUGUGAUGUCCCGAUCAGAUUUACGGUUCUAACAGUUAGGAUCAAACUUCACGUAAUGUUGUAAAAAAUAUUAACUGUAAACUCAUAGUCACAAUCUUUAGUUUCUUUAGCUUUAAAACUCAAAUUUUGCACACCUCGUUUUGUUUUUAAAUGUGGAGGUAAGUCCAAUAAUUCAUGUAUAACCUCGAUGAUUGUCGAAACAGAUUUCAAUAAAAACUAAAAAAAAUAUGUUAUCAAUUGUAAACAUGUUAAAGAACUCUACUGUGGAUCUCUUUGCCUUUUUGCAGAUGUGUUUGUGUGUGUCCUGGUUAUGUGUUUGCAAUAUUCAAUUCAAACAUGCCAGACACUAAACUAUACCUUUGCUAUGUCUCCGGUUAACUCUCUAUGUUAAUAUUUAAGUUAGAACAGAAAAACGGAUUAUUUGCUUUGAAGAAGGGAGGAAUCACUGAUUGGAAUUUGUUUCCUCUAACUCAUUUUCUGUUUUUUAGUUGAUCAGCAACACAUUUUAAUUUAAAUCUGAAAAAAAAAAAAAAA